Electrophorus electricus (electric eel) is the source of this 1379-nucleotide messenger RNA. RefSeq names its product apolipoprotein Da, duplicate 1 (gene apoda.1). Gene Ontology annotation, biological process: tissue regeneration; lipid transport; lipid metabolic process. The record is from RefSeq and is a predicted model, not a curated record. Gene Ontology annotation, molecular function: lipid binding. Gene Ontology annotation, cellular component: cytoplasm. NCBI's taxonomy places the organism in Eukaryota, Metazoa, Chordata, Actinopteri, Gymnotiformes, Gymnotidae.
GUAACAAGUAAAUGUAAAGCUUGGACUGACUGCUAUCAAUCUCAAUCGACAGCUACAGUAAUAGAAAUAAUUUAUUAUAUAGUGCUUUGCAUUUGUUUAAUGGCUGAUAUCUUUAUGAAGUAUUUAAAUUAUACUUAAAAACACAAAAAACUGAGUAUAAACGAGUUCAGUCACUUUAUGCUAAUUGUUCUAGAAUGUACACUCAUGACUUUAAUUUGUCUAAUUUUUCACAUGCAGUCAGGAAUAAACUGCAGAAAGCCACUCAUUCAUGAUAUGCUUAUGUUGGGUAACAUGACUGUGGAAAGGGAGUGACUAAAUAGUCUGCACUAUUCAGCCCAGCAUCAUAUACUACACGUAGCCAAGAGGUAAGCAUCAAUUUUCCACUUUUUGAAUUAUUUUUUUUUCCCCCAAUAUAUUACAAUAUUGCUUUUCAAUUUAUAAUGACAUAACUGUUCCUAAUGUGCUGAAAUACUCUUCAAUUGAUGUAUGUCUUGUAUGACUUAUAGUUGACUUCAUUACCUAAACAUUUCAGGUCUGAAGACAAUGGCAUGUUUUGUGGUUAUGUUACCCCUUCUCUUGGCACUAGUGAAAGCCCAGGUACCUCACUGGGGGCCAUGUACUGAACCUGCCACUCAGCCAGCAUUCAACCUGAAACAGUUCAUGGGGAGGUGGUUUGAGAUUGCCAAAUUACCUGCCCGGUUUGAGAAAGGAAGAUGUAUUGAGAGCAACUUUACCUUAAAGGUUGAUGGAACAGCUCAGGUGGUGAGCUCUGAAAUUCUAAAAGGUGAACUAAGGAAAAUUGGAGGGACUGUUAUUGCUGAAGAGCCAAAGAAUCCAGCUAAACUUGGCAUCAUCUUUUCACACGUUCUCCCAUACGCAACAUACUGGAUCCUGUCCACAGACUAUGUGAAUUCUGCUCUCGUGUAUUCAUGUAUUGAUGUCCUGCGGCUGUUUCAUGUCGACUUUGCCUGGAUUCUGAGCCGUACCCGCUCUCUGCCUGCGUCUGCCAUCACCCAAGCAAGAGAGGUUUUUACCAGUAACAACAUUGACGUCAGCCACAUGGUCCUCAGCAGUCAGCAGGGUUGUGACAAAGACAUGGACAUUAACCCAAAGGCCAUUAAGCCCAAGGCCACCACGAUGUUCCUGUGAAGCGUUUGGUCUAGUACAACGAACGAUUCCAAUCUGAAAACACCGCAACAAAGCCUGCUAGAAGAACCAGCAAUGCUAAAGGACAGCUGAGAAGUACAGCAUGUGUUCAUUAUCUAGGUUUACCUGUUAAAGUGAUCACUCUGAAAUUACUGCAGUACAAUUACAAAAGCCAGCCAUUUUUGGCUUUGCAGCACUGAAUCAUAAUGAAUAUGCACUAAACAUUAAAAAUG